Messenger RNA from Tribolium castaneum (red flour beetle), 926 nucleotides. It is a transcript of the gene Dpm1, whose product is annotated as Dolichyl-phosphate mannosyltransferase subunit 1. Gene Ontology annotation, biological process: GPI anchor biosynthetic process; dolichol-linked oligosaccharide biosynthetic process; protein O-linked glycosylation via mannose. Lineage: Eukaryota; Metazoa; Arthropoda; Insecta; Coleoptera; Tenebrionidae. Gene Ontology annotation, cellular component: endoplasmic reticulum membrane. The transcript is spliced from 3 exons. Gene Ontology annotation, molecular function: dolichyl-phosphate beta-D-mannosyltransferase activity. The coding region runs from base 1 to 837 and encodes 278 amino acids. The record is from RefSeq and is a predicted model, not a curated record.
AUGCGCAACUAUUUUUUCGGUUUGUUGGCUAUCCUGCUUUUCGCUGUUCUAAUUCCUAACCUCAAACGUGACGAGAACAAAUUUGAAAAUUCCGGCAAAAUGGGCAAAGAAAGUAAAAGUAGUGAAGACAAGUACUCGAUUUUACUACCAACAUACAACGAAGUGGAAAACUUGCCGAUUAUCGUAUGGCUGAUUGUAAAAUACAUGGAAAAGAGUGGAUAUAAUUACGAAGUAAUCAUAAUCGACGAUGGAAGCCCCGACGGGACGCAAGAUGCCGCCAAACAGCUCCAAAAAAUUUACGGCGAAAAUAAAAUCUUGCUAAAACCAAGAGAGAAAAAGCUGGGACUGGGGACUGCUUACAUCCACGGAAUGAAACACGCCAGUGGCAAUUUUAUUCUUAUUAUGGAUGCGGAUUUGAGCCAUCAUCCUAAGUUUAUCCCACAAUUUAUUGAAAAACAAAAAUCAAAGGAUUAUGAUGUAGUCUCGGGGACGCGUUAUGUGGGCUCUGGUGGUGUUUAUGGUUGGGAUUUUAGAAGAAAAUUGAUUUCAAGAGGAGCCAAUUUUCUAACACAACUUUUACUAAGACCUGGGGCCUCAGACUUGACUGGUUCUUUCAGAUUGUACAAAAAAGAUGUUUUAGAGAAGUUAAUCAAAAGUUGUGUUUCAAAAGGUUACGUUUUCCAGAUGGAAAUGAUUGUGAGGGCGCGCCAAUUUAAUUAUACCGUCGGGGAAGUCCCUAUUACUUUCGUUGAUAGGGUUUAUGGGGAGUCUAAGCUUGGGGGCUCAGAGAUAUUUCAAUUUGCUAAAGCUUUGCUCUAUUUGUUUGCCACCACAUAAUUUUAUAUUCUGCAUUCCAAUAAUUAUUUGAAAUAAUAAAUGAAACAUUUAUGUAUGUUAUUUUUUAAUAAAAGUGCUUCUAUGAAAUA